AUGGCAGCCUCUAACCGCCAGCAAGAAGGGAUUGUCUCUGACAGCAGCAUCAGAGACUGUUGCGUCAACAGAUUCGGUGAUGCUACCGGCCAGGAAACCUAUGACCUCUUUGUGCCCCAAGACGAUAUUGACUCGUUAACUGAGAGGGACAGGGUGGAACUCACAUUGAAAGAUCAGCUCCAGCUUAACAUGGCUCAAGAUGUUCUCGAAUUGACGGAGUACGUCGUAAAAAAGGCCACGAAAGUGUUCCUACUCCUCAUUUACUGCGACGCUAUCGACCACAUCCAGGAUCUUCAAAAGGCCGAUUUCACAAAUAACGAUCUUCCUUUGUUCGAGAAGCCAUACCGUGGUGGCUCCGGAGUAUCCAUGCACAAGUGGCGCCUCAACGAUGACGCCUCGACGUAUGCAGAGGAGCAAAUCCUGUCCUGCUUUUCGACCUGGCCUGAAUCCAAACUUGACGACUUCCUUCGCAAGCAAUGGGUUUUCCUAGCUCCAGCGUUCACAAAAGACAAGUUCGACUAUGUGUUCUAUCCCCCGUCUCCCCUCCCUUAUCUGUCUACACAGGCUCCUGGCAAAUCAGCAGGUGGAGGGCACUUUGGUACCAUAAAGAGGUGCGGCCUCCACAACGGACAUCACGACCAUCAGAGUCUGUUUGAAGGUGAAGAGACCGAGCCGCAUGUCAAAGUUGCUGUGAAGAAGUUGAACGAACGCGACUCACCGGACACAGACGUCAACAGGUUCUACGUCAAAGAAAGAGAUACCCUUGAGAAAAUGAGGCGACUGGAUCAUCGCCAUUUGAUCAAGGCCAUUGCUGCAUACAAAAAGGGGUUUGAUCGGUACUUCGUGUUCCCGUGGGCACAGGGGGGCAGCCUUCGAGACCUCUGGCAAACUAACGUCAGCCUUGAUGGAGACCUGGUCUCUUGGGCCAUUGACCAAAUGGCAGGCCUCUCCGAUGGCCUCAGGCAGCUACACAAGAGGCACACUCGCCAUGGCGACCUCAAACCAGAAAACAUACUUUGCUUCACAUCUGGCAACGGCAGUCCUCAUCAGGGGACUUUGGUGCUUGCCGACGUCGGCCUCGCAAAGUACCACCCCGAGUACACCCGGGACCGGACCAAACAUACGACUACUCGACACGGGACGAAGAUCUAUGAGCCGCCUGAGAUGUUCACAAACCAAGGAAAUGGCCCCGUAUCACGGAAAUAUGACGUAUGGAGCCUGGGAUGCGUCUUCCUGGAGUUCACCAUUUGGUUGCUGUAUGGUCGAAGCGGCCUUGCCUCGUUCCGCCAAAAACUCUUCCAAGAUCACAGGGCCGAGGGAUUUUGGGAGACUGAAUCUACUCAAAAGCCUAAAAUACACCAAGAUGUUGAGGAUGAGAUCAACAAGAUACUAACCGAAGAUCUCAAAGCUGAUUCGGCACUCCGGGACAUGGUUAAAUUGAUCGUCAAACUACUUCUAGCCCCUAUGAUAGUGGAACGCGCGACUACCAAGGCCUUUCUUCCUGAACUCAAUGCCAUCAAGGGGAAUUGUUCAAAUACUCAAUACCUGUUCAAUUCCGAGCUCCAGGAACUAGCAAGGCGCAGGAGCGAGUCAGACGCUAAUGUGGUCGAUGAAAUACAACAUCCUUCGAGAGAAUACCCGCGCACGAGCUUGCUUCGUGACCAGUGGCAAAAUGUGGCAGACAAUGAAACUGCACGCACCCUCAUCUCGCGUCUCGGUUGGCCUUCCUUACACCCAAAGACUGAUACAUCGAGAUUCUGUCAUUCUUGCGCUGCUCUGGACUUUCAACUGCCAACCUUGGACUUACAUCGCAGCAUUCAAGAGUUGGGCAGUGGCCCGGACGACUGCUCGCUCUGUCACUUCUUGUUCAGCUGUCUUGUAAAAGUCAAGCCCACCCCUGACGAGCCAGUGAGGCUGUUCCGGGACGAUGCCUCGCAUACACUUCGAGUCCUUCCUAGCGCUUCUCCCAUAAUAUCCAUCUAUUUUGACCCAGUCUCUAGAGACACUCCUCCAUCAUACGCCCAGCUCGGCCUACCGAUUCUUCCUGAGCGAGGUAGCCAACGGCAAUUCAGUCUUCUGAAUGAGUGGAUAAACUUGUGUGAUACGAACCAUGACUGCACCUCUGUUCAGGAGCACGAGGGAAGCAUCGAUAGUAUGCCUACCAGAGUCCUUCAUGUCGGUACAGUUGAGAAUCCUUGCCUCCGACUUGUGGAGACUGGGGACAGUAUCAGGGACAAGUAUAUCGCCCUGAGCCAUUGUUGGGGGAAACUUUCAGAGGACCAGAAGUUUACCACGUCUGCCGGCAAUCUCGACGAUCGCAAGCAAGAAAUUCCGUUCGAUGAAAUGCCAAAAAGCUUUCAGGAUGCGGUGAGAGUCACUCGUAAUCUUGGUGUUUCAUACCUCUGGAUCGACUCCCUCUGUAUCAUUCAAGGAGACGAAGCAGACUGGGAGGUAGAGUCUGCCAAGAUGGAAGAGGUUUUCAACUCGGCAUAUUGCACCAUCGCUGCUAGUUCCGCAGAGUCCUCACUAGUUGGGUUUCUCGGGGAAAGAACACCGAGAGCUUACGCCACUAUCCAAACUUCCCAGGGACCCGUAAUAUAUCUUGCCGAGGCAAUCGACAAUUUCCAGGGGCAUGUCGAGCAAAGUGUUCUAAAUAGUCGUGGUUGGGUGCUACAGGAAAGAGCACUUUCUCGACGCACCAUUCAUUUCACAUCGACUCAGGCUUAUUGGGAGUGCGGACAUGGCAUUUACUGCGAGACCCUGGCUCAGCUACGGAAUCCACAAUCGCAGUUUCUCGGUGACUCCAGUUUCCCAAAUCUUGGGCUGCAGUACUACAAGGAUGAGCGGAUUCGACUUGUGCAGCACCUAUAUCGAGUCUACUGCGCACUUCAGCUCACAAACCCCGCCGAUCGAUCCAAGGCGAUUCUGGGUUUGCAGAAACGGCUCUCUCGGACCUUCAAAUCUCGGGCAGAUUACGGGGUCAUCUAUGGCUACUUUGAGAGGACCAUCCUUUGGCAAGCCAAGACCCCGAAUAGCUUGUCUCGUAUACCGUAUGGAGACGAGAGGGCUGUGCCAUCUUGGUCAUGGAUGGCGUGUACCGGGGAAAUCCAGUACAUGGAUAUUCCCUUCCGCCAAGUCAGCUGGACGGGAAAUCCUACGAACCCUAUUGAGAACGUACCAGAAGGUGCGGAAUGGGAUGGAGAACUGACCGCUGAAGCAAGUCAGCUCUUGAUUGGUAGAAAUGAGCUCUUGAGUAGAGCCGUCAUUGACUGCAGAACGUACACGUUUGACUCGGUCACUUGGCGAUGUGUUGUGGUUGGCAAGAGUAAGAUGGCAGACGAGCAUGGCAAUAUCGUUCAUUACGUGUUAUUGAUCCGACCAUUGGGAGGACCGGCUCAGGUCUACGAAAGGGCUGGAGUUGGUAAACUUCUGGACACACAAAUCUCGAAGGGAACCACAAAGGUGUAUCUGAGGUAG
Molecule: messenger RNA, 3477 nt
Organism: Fusarium vanettenii 77-13-4
Lineage: Eukaryota; Fungi; Ascomycota; Sordariomycetes; Hypocreales; Nectriaceae
Exons: 7
Coding region: 1-3477 (1158 amino acids)
Biological process (GO): protein phosphorylation
Molecular function (GO): protein kinase activity; ATP binding
Source: RefSeq, a predicted model, not a curated record